AUGGGCAGCAGACGGCAGUUAGGCCCGGAAGGCGGUCCCGUAAACAACAACGGUCCGCGAGGCCGUGCCAGAUGGCCGGCCAACCUGGGAUCGCCGUACACGCUGUUCCGCGACAACCUCCAUGACAGCAUUCUGGAUGUGUAUAUGCAGAGCGGCGUUGCGCGUUCCCAAUCCCUCACCCGGGAGCACUUGGCCGCGGUUGCUCAGCAGCCGGUCUCGGAGCACUUCCACAGCUACAUGUGCUGCUCCAUCUGCUACGAAAACGCGCUCAUAUGCGCCGUCGGGAAGUGCACCCAUCUGAUGUGUUUCCUGUGCAUGAUGCGUCUGAAGAAUUUCUACGACAGCGACUCUAACGUGCACCAGUGCCCCUACUGCAAGCAGGAGUCCGACGUUCUCGUGAUCUGCGCCAACCCGUUUUUUGCGCACUUCGCAGUGCAGAAGUCGCUGUAUUCCCAAGAGGGCGCUCGGGAGCUGACACGCAGCAGCGUGGAAUCUCUGCUGCGUGUCGUGAGCGGUGACACGCCGUUAGACCGUCGUAUGCUCUCGCGAGACGCGGUGAACAUAAAGGAUCUGUUCGGGGUGUUUCUACGAACGGUGGAUGUGAAGCGUGACACCAUACUGAAGGCGCCUGGCUCCAAAAUGCAGCACCUCGUGCGAAAGGCGCAACAGCUGUCCAUCAAGGAGCGUGAAGAGCGGGAUCCCUUCAAAGACGUCUACAACUUGAAGCAGUCGAAGCCGCGGUUCUACGGCGAUCACGUGGCUGCCGGGGACGGCAAGCUCGUGUUCGAGCACCCUAACAUAUACAUGCUCUUCCGCGCGGUCAGCAGCGCCCUGUGUUGGGUGCCGGAGUGCAAGGCGCACUGGCACACCAGCAUGCCCCUCGACGCCCCAGAGCUGUUGGUUAAAGCCAUAGAGAAGCUGUACCAGAAUCGGCACACUUCGUUCGAAUCUUUGAACAAGCACCUGAAGAGCAAGCAUGGAUUGGUGUGCUGCGAUAUUUGCCAGGGCCACUUCGGCCUCAAGCAUUUCAUCUGCGAAAUGCCGUUAUACCGGUACGAGGACAUAAAAGCGCACGUGCGUUUUGGCGAUACGGAUAGGGUGCCUCCCAUUCCGGCCCACGUCAUGUGUAGCGCAUGCCGGCGUAUGCAGUGGGACAACACGGAGCUAAAGAGGCACGCCAAGAGCGACCACUUCUACUGCAACCUUUGCGAUUCCGAGGGCUUUGUGUGCGAGAUUUUCAGCGAUUAUGGGACGCUGUUCUCGCACUUCAAAACUUACCACUACCCAUGUGAGGAGCCGGAUUGCAUGUUCAUGGUGUUCCCGGACGAUCUCCAGCUGCAGCUCCACUACAUGUCGAAGCAUCCUACGGUCCAUCGCAGCCAGUCGUCCCGUCAGCGGAAGGCCCAGCCUCCUGUGCAACAGGCUGCCGUGCCGGUUACGAAGAUCACGGCAAGCGUCUGCGCGUUGCCCACCAGCUCCUUGCCGUGGGACGGAAACAUCCGCAUAGUACCAGACGCGGAGCCGGUCGUCCCCGAGCCUACCCCGGAACCGGAACCCCAAGCAGAACCUAAGGUGGUGUCUGCGGAGUUCGAGGAGUGGCUUCGCAAGCGCGAGUACCUCACCGAUCCCCAACUGCGCACUGCCGAUAAGAGCACGGAGCUGUUGAAUGCCUUUGCGCAGACCCUGAUAAACCUGAAAUUGGGUUCUACCGUUCGCCAAUUCGAUUUCGACACCUUCAGCGUCAAUUGCGCCACUCGUGUCCAAUGUGACCUUGAGCGCGUGUCGGCUCUGGUGAAAUCGUCCUCUUUCCCCCCGCGUUGCGAGCUGUGGGAACGCCUCCCCUCCGACUUCAGAAGCCACGUUGAGGAGGCAUUGUCUGAUUUCCGCGUCCAAUAUGGCCGAUUUGUGGAGGAGUCCAUUUCGGGAAAAUCGCAAGAGUCAGGUGCUCCUAACCUCCUCGAUCUGGUUAAAAGUUCGAUGUGUUACCUUAUGGUAUUCGUGUACAGUAUUAACUUCCAUGUGGAAUACGAGAAGCUUCUGCGGGUUGUGAAGGCAUCUUCGGUCGAGCACAAGGUGUCCCCUAACGGGCUCAUGCUGCUCAACGUUGUGGAGGACAUGGUCCCCAUUGCGAGCAAGAUCUUGGUGAAGCAGGCGUUUGACUGGGUGGUGAAUGCGCUGGAGGGCGCCGUGAACAACGUAUCUGCAAUGAAGCAACAGCCCGUAUCUUUGUCCGCCGUGGUGAAGAAAAAGACGAAGUCAGGUUCCGAGUUCAGUCUCGAAGUUCUCAACCCAGGCCGUGACCUCUCCAAGGAAAUCGGGCAGCACAAGCUGCAAAAACGGCAGGAGCAGCUGCUUAAGAGGAUGGGCCGCAAACCAAACGCCUGGGGCAAAGUGCAGGAAGCGCCUGAUAAGCGUGCUGCCGCACCCGAGCCUGAGCCCGAACCCGCUGCGCCGGCCCCGGAAUCCGCUCCAGAGCCUGAGUCCAGUAAGGCGGACAAGCUGCAGGAACCGGCGGUAGACAACGAGCGGUAUGCUAUUUCCGUUGAGGACAGCUUCAAGCAGAGCCUCAACUCUGACUUUUAUGCUGCCAUGGUGGACGUUAUUCGGAAUGCGCUCGCGGUGAACGACUCGAAGUUCAACGCCACCUCGGUAGAGCACCGGUUGCGGGAUACGACGUGCAUCAAGAUUAACCAGCUGCUGAUGUCCGGCACCCGCCGUUUCACGACGCUGUCGGAGUUCGUGCCCAUGCAGCUGCUGGAGUCGCUCCAGGCCCUGGAGCCCGAGUUCUACCGCCUGGUCAAGGAGGCCCGGAUGGUCAACGACGUUGAGGGCGCUGCCAAAAAAUGGAGCUACCGCUGCGCGAAUGCGCUGCGCCGGUGCCGCGUGGAGCACCUGGAGGUGCUGGACUAUUACUUGACUGCCAACGCCGCCGCCAUGGCGCUGCGCAGCGACGCUGAGUUUCCUUCCCUGGGGGACGGCGGCAGCGCCAAAUCGACCGUCACGCGGCGCAACUACGCGCAGGCGCUGAACGUGAGGUCGUCAAAGAACUUCGUGCUGCUGGAUUCGGAGUUCCCGGCGCUCGGGUAA
Babesia bigemina is the source of this 3087-nucleotide messenger RNA. Its product is annotated as ZINC FINGER PROTEIN 598 domain containing protein, putative. The coding region runs from base 1 to 3087 and encodes 1028 amino acids. Gene Ontology annotation, biological process: protein ubiquitination; rescue of stalled cytosolic ribosome. The transcript has a single exon. Gene Ontology annotation, molecular function: ribosome binding; ubiquitin protein ligase activity. NCBI's taxonomy places the organism in Eukaryota, Apicomplexa, Aconoidasida, Piroplasmida, Babesiidae. The record is from RefSeq and is a predicted model, not a curated record.